GAUGACCAGUUCUGACCUUUGCGGAGAAGAGGGAGGAAAGAGAAGAAGAGUACCUGCUAUUUUGGGGGCAACAGACACCACCUUGUCAAUUCCAUCUAUAUGCACAUGAGCGCUAACACCAUGAUCUUCAUGGUACUGGGGGCGUCUGUUGUUAUGAGUUGACCAGAUGCCUUGGUUAUGGGCUCUUACAGGCAAUAGCUUGCUUGAUGGACAUGAACGCUCUUUUGGACCGAUUUCACAAUUAUAUCUUACCGCAUUUAAGAGGGGAAGACCGGGUUUGUCACUGCAACUGUGGAAGGUACCAUGUUCACUAUGUCAUCCCUUACGAUGGAGACCAGUCAGUGGUGGACUCAUCACAGAAUUACUUUGUCACUGACAAUGUAACUAAGCAGGAGAUUGACCUGAUGCUGGGACUGUUGUUGGGAUUUUGUAUAAGCUGGUUCUUGGUCUGGAUGGAUGGGGUUCUGCAUUAUGCUGUCAGAGCAUGGCGGACCAGUAGGAGAUACGACAACUCUUGGUCAUGGAUUCCUAAGUUUUGUAACUUAAGGGAUUUUGGAAAACGUCACCCGCGGCAGUACGACGAUACCAGCGGAAACAUGGUUCACAUCAAGCAGAAGCUCUAUCACAAUGGCCACCCGAGUCCUAGACAUCUCUAAGGGUGCCACCCACAGACAGUAUCCUCUACAUUUAGGGGAUAUAUAGAACUCUUCUUUCCUAUUGAGGAAAAAGAAAAUAACAAUGUGAAUUCAUUUUCCGAAACGGGAAGACAGUAGGAAAACAGUUUUAUUUCCUUCAGGCCUUUUUUUGCUCCUUCCCUUAUCUGGUAGGGGAAGUACUCCACAUAGAAAGUGCAAGGGGAAUUUUGGACCUUGGUACAUGUCUCUUGGCAUCUGAUUUUAGUGCUGAACUUCUGUAAAUAUGUAAAAAAACAACAACAAAAAUUAUAAAAAAAAAGACGUGUCUCUGAAAAUUUCAAAAAGUGUAAGAUGUGGAAACCUCAAGACUUACUCUACCUUUUAUGUGUGUCUGUAGUGUUGAAGGAGUGGAGGAUUUGAGUGUCAACUCUUGCUAAGUGUCAUGUAUUGUAAGAUUUGGUAUGGGCACAUGUAGAAAAAAAACAAAACAUAACUUGUCCUUAAAGUCACAGUUCCGUAGGUGAAUGAUUGAGUCUAUUUGUGCCAAAUGUAGGAAUGUACAAUCAAGACCUUACCUCUGCUGAUGAUGCAAUGGUCUUUAUUGAAUUGUCCUUCCCCAUUAACCUCGUCUUACUGUUUGCUUGUAAGCAGUGCCAAAAGCAGCUUUUUUUUAAAAGUGCAGCUCCACUUGUCUAAAAAUAGUAUUUUUUACAGAUCAUUUUUAUUUUCUCCCUGGACAUAUACUUUGUUGUGAAAUAUUCAACUAGUUUUCUAUGUUUCAAGAUAUGUAAGAAAAAUCUAAAAAAAAAAACAAAAAAAAAAUGUUGUGCUUAAUGUUACAAUGUCUGACCGUUUAUCUGUGGUCUUAAUGUGUGGGCAGUUUUAAAACUCAAACUUCCAAAAUGAAAUAUGAAAUAUACAGAUAAAAGAGAGUUCUAAAAUAAGAGUCAUAUUAUACAAUGAGAAAAAUAUACCUUUUUCUUAAUUGCGUUCAUAUAAAAUGACUUGAAUGAGCUUGAAUUAAAGUAAAUUUUCAAACAACAUUUGAAAUAUGCUUUAAAAGUGAAAAUCAAGUUUUAAUUUUACAAUGUAUUACGAAAUCUAAGAAAUGGGUUGUCUGGAAAAAUGUUAAAGUUCCAUACGUAAAAAAUGUUUAUGAAUGAAUCAGAUUAUAAACAUGGCUGAUUGUUUCCCAAAUUCAUGGAAAAGAAAAAGAAAAAAUAGUUGAUACUUCUAUAUUAAAAUAUUAAAUGUACAGAAAAUUAACACAAGAAAAUAAAAAGUAGUUGACAGCUUUCUAUUAAAAUAUUAGAUGCACAGAAACAAACACCAAAAUGUCAAGAAAUUCCUAAUUUGAAAAUGUAAUUAUUAUAGCAUACUAUUAUGC
This is a messenger RNA of Rana temporaria (common frog), 2022 nucleotides long. RefSeq names its product transmembrane protein 240 (gene TMEM240). The coding region runs from base 207 to 656 and encodes 149 amino acids. The record is from RefSeq and is a predicted model, not a curated record. The transcript has 4 exons. NCBI's taxonomy places the organism in Eukaryota, Metazoa, Chordata, Amphibia, Anura, Ranidae.